AUGUCUCGCACUUACUCGUCCGACUCGUCGCAGUCCACGGUGGCCACACUUUUUGCGGGCCCCGGGAGGGCAUCCAAUGACACGCCGUCGGAUAACGUUGGAUUUCGCUUUGUUCUCGACAACACAGUCCAGACACUCUCAAGCUAUAAUGCGCCGAAAUCCGGUGCCAUCUCGGGCCUCUUAUUCGUCCCCAGUCUCGAGCCGAGCGACCCAUGUAAUGCAAUCACCUUGCCAUGGGUGCCACCAAAUGUGACUCGCCAUGAAGAUGUCUGGCAGUUUGGAUAUCCCAUUCUCGGCCUUGCCCCAUGGGUGAAUGAUGAGUGCACAAAAUCCUUCUUGGCUGCCUCGGAGAAAGUUGGAAUACAAGCCCUCAUCUUUUUCCAGCCCACCAGCAACGAGACGGGAAUACCACCACCACCCAACGACGAUCUGUGGAAUUUGAAUGAUCGGGAUGCGUGGAAAUCCAACAAUCACUACCCUGUCUAUGCGAUCCCUGGUCCGGCAGGUGAAACGCUGAUGCGUGAGCUUUCUUGGUUUUCAGAUGGUGGGAACAAGAACAAUGUCAGCAACAGUAGCCAUCCAUUCAUGGAUCAUCGUGCAGAGGAUAGUAGGCUCUUUGCCAUGAUUGACAUUAAUGACCCAGCAAGCCAGAUGCCGAGUCUCUGGGGGUUCAUCCUGGCUAUUUUGGGAACUAUCCUCGUGCUUACUCUGAUCAUCCUGGUUCUCUAUCGUGUUUUACAGCGACGGCGGCGGAAUAUGCUCCGCAGACGUAUCGAUGCGGGCGAAGUUGACAUCGAGUAUCUGGCCUUGAAUCAGAUCAAGGUUCCUCGCAAUGUCGUGGAAGAACUGCCCCUUUACACAUAUCCCAGUAUCGAAUCACCUCCCGCAGCGACACUGGCCAAGGACAAUACGCACUCUGGUGUGGCUGAGGUCAACGGUGACAUCGAUUCCGCCACGUCCGCCGUUGAGAACGUGGAUGAAGCUGGUCUAAAGAAGCUCGAGCCUGCGGCGAUCACCUCAGCCGCACAGACUGUUUCUGAAGACCCGAAAGCCCAUUAUCGACUGAGCCACACGCAAACAACCUGCGCGAUUUGUCUUGAUGAUUUUGUGGCUGGCGAAUCCACGGUCCGGGAACUACCUUGUGGCCACAUUUUUGACCCAAGCUGCAUUGACCCGUUUCUCAUGGAGAACAGCAGCCUGUGUCCACUGUGUAAGAAGAGCGUUUUGCCAUCGGGCUUGUGUGAGGUGCAAGUGACGAACGCGAUGGUGGAACGGGACGAUAUGAUGAGACGCUUUCGAGAGAGGCCCGCACGGGGGUUGCGCCGGUCGACCAGACCAGAUGGCGAGACGGCAGAGACUAUGGGUGCCCUCAAGUACGUGGAAGAGAUCCAGAAGAAGAAGCAGUCCGACGUGAUUCGCUUCCUGCUGCGCGUCCGAUGCUGGGAGCUCCGUCAGCUGAACGCCAUCCACCGUGCUUCGCGUCCCUCUCGCCCCGACAAGGCCCGCCGCCUCGGCUACAAGGCCAAGCAGGGCUACGUUAUCUACCGCAUCCGUGUCCGCCGCGGUGGUCGCAAGCGCCCUGUUCCCAAGGGUGCCACCUACGGCAAGCCCACCAACCACGGUGUCAACCAGCUCAAGUACCAGCGUGCCCUUAAGGCCACCGCUGAGGAGCGUGUUGGCCGCCGCUGCGCCAACCUGCGUGUCCUGAACUCCUACUGGAUCAACCAGGACUCGACCUACAAGUACUUCGAGGUCAUCUGCGUCGACCCCCAGCACAAGGCUAUCCGCCGCGAUGCUCGCAUCAACUGGAUCUGCAAGCCUGUCCACAAGCACCGCGAGAGCCGUGGUCUCACUGCCACCGGCAAGAAGUCCCGUGGCAUGAACAAGGGCCACCGCUACAACAACACCAAGGCCGGUCGCCGUCACACCUGGAAGAUCCACAACACCCAGAGCGUGUGGCGUUACCGUUAA
Penicillium lagena is the source of this 1971-nucleotide messenger RNA. Its product is annotated as 60S ribosomal eL15 domain-containing protein. The coding region runs from base 1 to 1971 and encodes 656 amino acids. Gene Ontology annotation, molecular function: RNA binding; structural constituent of ribosome. The record is from RefSeq and is a predicted model, not a curated record. The transcript is spliced from 6 exons. Gene Ontology annotation, cellular component: ribosome; cytosolic large ribosomal subunit. Lineage: Eukaryota; Fungi; Ascomycota; Eurotiomycetes; Eurotiales; Aspergillaceae. Gene Ontology annotation, biological process: cytoplasmic translation.